Messenger RNA from Rotaria socialis, 2118 nucleotides. Lineage: Eukaryota; Metazoa; Rotifera; Eurotatoria; Philodinida; Philodinidae. The record is from the annotation of a GenBank genome assembly.
AUGGAAUGUCGGUUAGAUGAAUUUUCCUCUCGCCUGUCAUCACAAUUAUGGGAAAUCGAAAAGAAAAUCAAUGAAUCGUCUAAUCGUCAGGGUGAAAUAGAAAGUCUUAUAAAUGCAAUAGUUCUCCCAUCUAUUCAAGAUAUUGACCACAUAUUAUCACAAUCAUCUACAAAUCGAACUUCCCAAGAAUCAUUCAAAAAGUUUAAUGAAAAAAUUAAAGGAUUAUUGUCGAAUCGGCAAUCGAACUUAAAUCAUUACUACCAUCAAUCAACAGUCAAUAAUACAGAUAUUCCGAAUUCAAAUAAAAAUUAUCUACCACUGCUGUAUGAUCUCUCUGAACAUCAAAAACAAAUUGCAUUUGAGACAUUACAAGAGUGCUGUUGGACUUGGAAAUCAGAUGAACUUUCAAAUUUUUGGCAAAAUCAACAUUGCCAACCAAAAACACCAGUAAAUUGGCUCUCUUUAUUGCAUUACAAUAUUCGUUACUUUAAUUCAAAUCAAGCUGAUCUCAUCGAUAUGUUCCCGACAAAAUUAUUAAACAACUUCUUUUUUUUAUACAAUGUUUAUACAAAAGAAGGUACAAAUUCACAUGGUGGUGUUGUACUCGCUGUGAAUAAAAGAUUAAAAAGUUAUCUGAUAGAAAUUAACGAACCGAAUGUUAUUGCUGCUCGAAUUACAAUUGAAAAUGAACAAUUUAUCGUCGCAAGUAUAUAUUCUCCACCUACAGAACCAUUACCACUAUCUACAAUGACAAAUUUAUGGAAGAAAAUCGAAAAAAAUCGUCCUGGAAGAAUAUUAGCUAACUGGCUCAACAAACAGAACUUGAAGGUACUUAAUAAUGGCACAAGGACCUCUCUACGUUCUAAUACAACUAUCGAUCUAGUCAUUUCAAGUGAAAUUCCUGAAACAACUGAAAGUCACACAUUGCCAUAUAUGGGUAGCGACCAUCUCCCAGUUUUUACGAAAUUCUUACGUCUACAUGUAUUAAUCGACAUGCACAUCGUACCGUGUACUUAUUGGAAACUUUAUUCAUCGAUUCUUACUAUUCUAUUUGAUCAAAUUCAAACUGAAAAAGAAAACUCAAUGAAUGAUUCUAUUAACAUUUACAAUUGGUUCUUGAGCUUUGAACGAUUUCUGGCAGCUCUCAAACUUAGAGUAACAGAAUGGAAAGGAAUCAAACGAAAACGUCCAUCAAUUUCAUCUUCACUUCGAAUUCUUAUUCGCCAUAAACAUUAUCUACAAAAUCGAUAUCGACAUUCAAAAUAUGAAGAUGAUCGGAUAAGACUUCGAUCAUGGAAUAUUCUCGUCAAACAAGAAUUUCAAGCAUAUAGACAACGAAAAUGGGAAAAGUUUAUUUCAAACGUAGCUUCAUCGAAUCCAACCUCUUCCCGGCAAACAAUGAAGAUGCUGAACAAAAAGAAAUCCGUUGACUUUUCGGCACUGACAGAUAGUAAUACAAUAUAUAGACCGCCAACAGAUAUUGGAAAGUGCCUGGGGCAAAAGGAAGUUGUUGAUGUAUGGAAAUUAUACAGUCUAGCUGAUAUUGAUGAUAUAGAAUUAACAUCCAGUCAAUCAGAUCUUAAAUUUAGUGUACAAGAUAUAAAAGGUGCUAUUCGUUCAUUAAGAAGUAAAAAAUCAUCUGGUUUUGAUCAAGUAUCGAAUAUAAUGAUCAAACUUCUCCCUGAACAUUACCACGCUCUGCUUACACAGGCCUACAAUGAUCUUUUUCGAAAUGCUCAAUGGGGAAGUGAGUGGAAAACAGCCAGAACCAUAUGUCUCAAUAAAUCGGAAAAUCCAGCUCCAACAACAAAUCAAUUACGACUAAUAUCUAUGUUGUCAAUAUUCAGCAAGAUUUACGAAAGGUUAUUUUUAACUAGAUUCAACAGUUGGACGACAAGAAUGAUUAUAUUACCAGCUCAACAAUCAGGUGCUAGACCGCAUCAAGCGACAACGUCUAGAGUCAACUGUUUUUUAGAACAAAUUACUCAAUCCCUUCUCUACAAUUCAUUCACUCCGGUCGUGUGCAUUGAUUUUUUACAAGCUUUCGACAAAUUGUGGCAACAAGGACUUCUACUCAACCUAUAUAGACUAAACUGUCCUGCUGCCUAUCUUGUUUGA